GUACCUAUCUUCAUCUGUCUCGUUGCCUUUUGGGAGUUUGUCAGCAGCACACACAGGACUGACUGACUCAAUUCCAGCUGGUUUUGCCCUGUGCAAGGAAAUGGCUACAGAACAUGCAGAUUCUUCGGCCCCAGGUCUCUUGCGGGCAGAGCAAGGGAAGAGGAUGAAAACAGAGGGGCAGAGGCCAGUGGUCCCCGAGCCAGGGAAGGGUGGAGGAAAAGACCCUCGCCUCAUCCGUUCCGAGAACAUCCGGGACUUCUGGGAAAGGACCGUACCGGAGGAAGUGACUCAGGAGCAACGCAAGGGUCUGCAACAGCGGUGGGAAUCUCAAUUGCAGGAGUUCCUGAAGGCCGUGGAGACUCCAAACUCAGAAAGGGAAAGCCCACAGAUCCUGGGGCCUCUUCCGAGAAACAAUACUUUGGCUUUUCGGUCCUCUUUUGUGGGGACAGCGAACUCCAGCCAGCUGCCCAGAGGUGCUCAGCUCCUACCUGGCCUCAGUAUAAAUGCUCCCUCAGCCAAGGAAAGUCUGGUAGCCAAAGACAAGACAGAUUGUAAGAAAGCCAAGGGGGAGGUCCUGAUUGAGGAGCCUGUCAAUUCAUAUGUUGAAUGCCAGCUUUUCAGGCAGUUUGACUACCAGGAAGCCGAGGGACCCCGAGAGGCUUGCCGGCAUCUCCGGAGACUCUGCCAUCAGUGGCUGAAGCCCGAGAGACACACCAAGGAGCAGAUCUUGGAACUGGUGAUCCUGGAGCAGUUCCUGGCCAUUCUGCCCCCAGGCAUGCAGAGCUGGAUUGGGGAAUGCAGCCCCCAGACUUGUGCCCAGGCAGUGAUCCUGGCAGAAGACUUCCUGCUGAGACAGCAAGAGGAUGAGAUUCAGGAGGAGCAGGUGACGUCUCCGUUUGAGGAAGGCCCAGCCCAGAAGACACCACUGGACUCCUGGCAGAGGCUGCACUUCGGGGGGCUGAAACAGGAGAGUGAUGCAGGAGUCUCCUUCUUGGGUGAGGAGAAAAUGUGCAGGAAGGAAAAAAACCUGUCGGAAAGCUCAGGGGGUCUGUCCCCAUCUUGGAUGCUGCCAGGUCGAGUGGAACAGAACAUCGCCAUCUGUUCAGAUCAGGGGGAAACUUCAGAAAGCCUGUACGAGAACCGCUUGGAGAAGGAAGUGGGUCAAUUCAUAAAUUCGCUGGGGACCUAUGAGGACUUGGACGAGAGCGUCUUGCAGCAGAGGAACCUGCUCAGUGAGAGAGACAACUCCUGCCAUGUGUGUGGGAAAAUUUUCCGGCGGCGGUCGAACCUUAUAGCGCACGAGAGAACCCACUCAGGGGAGAGGUGGUACAACUGCUCAGAUUGUGGGAAGAGCUUUGUCAGCAGGGCUGCCUUCUUGAUCCACCAGAGGGUGCACACCGGGGAGAAGCCGUACAAGUGCUCGUACUGCGGGAAAGGGUUCAACACCGGUUCGAGCCUCACCAGGCACAAGCGGAUCCAUACGGGUGAGAAGCCGUACAAGUGCUUGGAUUGUGGGAAGCGGUUCAAUGACUACUCCAAUUUCAUCGUCCACAAGAGGAUCCACACAGGCGAGAAGCCGUACGAGUGCUCGGUCUGCGGGAAAAGAUUCAGUGACAAUUCCAACUUUAUCAAGCACCAUCACUGAAAGAGGAAAUACGUUUUUUGGAAAGGAAGAAAGGAAGAGAUGGUUUAAAAUGGCAUGAAAAGGUAACCUGUUGAGGCAGUGGUAGACCAUCGCUUGCCACAGUAGGUUCUAUGUGAGGUGAAAAAAACAGGUUCCCCACAGACUACCUAUGUAUCACAUUUUUAUCUUCCUCCAGGGGACUCACAGAGAAGUAUGUGGUUUUCCCCUUCUCAAUUUAAUACUCACAACGUCUCCGUGAGGUAGGUUAGGUGGAGAGAAAGAGAAACUGGCCUCUGUGAGAUUUAUGGCUGAAUGGGAAUUUGAACCUGGGUCUCCCCUGCUUUCUCUCAGCACCGUAUAACACUGGGAAUAAUGAGGCUUGCCUAUCUUUCAGCGUUACUAGCAAGGAUUACCAUGUUAAUAUACGCACCUGGUUGAGCACUAAGGGAUCAUAUAGGACUAUGGAAAGGGACAGAUUCAAUUUCCAGUGCCAGAUCUGGUUCUGCCCUUCCCCCCCAAGAAACACCGACAGUGUUGUGUGGUUUUCUUCACCUGCAUUUUAUCUUCAUAGCAAGCCUCUGCGGUAGCUUAGAACUAGACUGAAUAUCAGCCAGUGAGCUUCACCAUGGCUGAGUGAGGAUUUGAAUCCAGGUCACAGCUCACCCUCUAAAUAUACCAAUUCUCUGUUGCCUUGGCUAAGCAUCUCUUUGCUUUCCUGGGAGGUUGUGGCUAGCGGAACUCGCAUUACAAGCUUCCUUGGCUUCCAAUUUGCUUGAAAUUUCGACUUAAUGUCUCUUGAAGGGGAGCUGCCCAACCAGUCUAUACGUAAAUGGAGCGCAAGUCACCUGCAUUCAGCUCAUCCCUGGCUGUGAGGGUCAUUUAUCUAGAAUUGCCUUUGAGCCUAUGAAGCUGCCUUAUACCAUGUCAGACUGUCAAUCCACUACUAACUCUGUCCGGCUCCAACUCGUAACAGCUCUCGGGCCGGAGAAGAUGUGACUUGAUACCUGCGACUUGAUAUCCUAUAGCUGGAGAUGCCAAGGAUCAAACCAGAGACCUGCAGUAAUGCAGAUCUUUUGCCCCACCUCAUACCCACAUGCUCACCCCUCCUCUUGUCCCUCUCCAGGGUGAGAGCUGACAAUCUUCUGCACCGGGACACUCCAAAGUUGCUGUGUCUUCCGAGCCUCCCCAACCCUCAGCGGGCCAUCUUGCCAGUGACGAGCACACAGAAUCCAAAUACGCAGUCUGGGUUUAUUCAGCAUGCUGAGGAUUGGUGGGGGAUGCAGAUCCAGUCUCGGCAUUAGGAAAGAACUAGAAUGUGGACUGUCUCUUUAAACCACCCUGUCAGGGAAGGGGGCUUCAAGUUCCGUGACUGCUUCAGCAUUCUCCAAAUUUCUGGUAUCCAAGGCAUAUAUUUUAUGAAUUUACAAUUGGAGAUGUGCUUCAAGGUCUCUCGCUCU
Messenger RNA from Eublepharis macularius, 3081 nucleotides. Its product is annotated as zinc finger and SCAN domain-containing protein 31-like. Lineage: Eukaryota; Metazoa; Chordata; Lepidosauria; Squamata; Eublepharidae. The transcript is spliced from 3 exons. The record is from RefSeq and is a predicted model, not a curated record. Gene Ontology annotation, biological process: central nervous system development; regulation of transcription by RNA polymerase II. Gene Ontology annotation, molecular function: RNA polymerase II cis-regulatory region sequence-specific DNA binding; DNA-binding transcription factor activity, RNA polymerase II-specific. Gene Ontology annotation, cellular component: nucleus. The coding region runs from base 101 to 1645 and encodes 514 amino acids.